AAACUUUUCCAACUCACGCCCUCACACGCCUCUUCCUAUGUCACAAUCUCACCACCUUUUACCUAAAUUUUAGAAUCUUCCCACUUUCUCAGGUCAUUGAAAACUCUACCUUCAACUCCAAUUAUUCAUGCUUUCCAUUCCUUAUAUAAAGACCACCCUCACCUCAUAUCUCACAAACUCAAAUUAAAAAGAUUAAACUUUGGAAAGAAACAACAAGAUUUCCUCGGUUGUAAUCUCACCAAACCAAUGGCUCGCUCUUUCGCUAACGUCAAGACUUUCUCUGCUCUUCUUCUAGACGGAUUCUCCAACGCUCUAAACAGACGCGGAUACUCUGUUGCAACACAGAGCGUGAAAAGGGGAGGAGCUAACUCCAUGGCAGGAAAGUCAGGGGAAGAGAAAAGGGUGUCGACGUACGAGGUUUCAUGGGUGCCAGAUCCUGUCACUGGUUACUACAAACCAGAGAACAUCAACGAGGUUGACGUUGCCGAUUUGCGUGCUACUCUUCUUCGCAAAAACUUCAACAACUAAUUUCAAACAAUUCAGCGAUGAGUUUCUGGAGCUUUUCGGGAUCUGCUUCAGAUGAUGAUGGCUUAACGAAAACUAGGUUGAUUGAUUGAUUGAUUAUUUGUGUUUAUCACAGAGGGAAAGGAAAAUAAUUCAUGUCUAUGUUUGCUAUGUACUUGUUGUCAGAGAAGACAUUCAUUUUAUUAGGAUUUUUUAUUUUUAUGAUUUAUAAAAAAUCGUUUAUUAUAUUUAA
Molecule: messenger RNA, 757 nt
Organism: Vigna radiata var. radiata (mung bean)
Lineage: Eukaryota; Viridiplantae; Streptophyta; Magnoliopsida; Fabales; Fabaceae
Product: indole-3-acetic acid-induced protein ARG2
Exons: 1
Coding region: 247-528 (93 amino acids)
Biological process (GO): response to stress
Cellular component (GO): mitochondrion
Source: RefSeq, a predicted model, not a curated record